AUGAAAUUGACCUGUCAAGUCUUAGCAAGAAAGAUGACGAUGAGGACCUUACACUUCUUCGUCUGGAAGAGAUACACUCUCCCCAAUAACAAAAUCGUGUCUUCGCAAACAAUGGCUCCAUUGAUUGACAUCUUGAGAGCCGCCAUCGAUUCUUUAUACCGACAAAAGCACGUCGCUUCGAUAAAUAGAAGUGUGUUAGAGAAGUUUGGAAUGACAUCGCAAUUACUGUGUCAGUGCGGGUUAGAGUACUUCGCUGAUGAAGUCCCAAGUUCACCAAUUUGCUACUCACCAGAGUUAAAGUACCAAUUCAGAUCUUCAAUUAGUGCGUUCAGACCUUGCUCCGAUAAUUCUUAUAUCGUCUUGUCAGACUCUGGAUCACUUGAAGUGAACUCUCUCUACUCACAGUCCAACUGA
Molecule: messenger RNA, 414 nt
Organism: Entamoeba invadens IP1
Lineage: Eukaryota; Evosea; Mastigamoebida; Endamoebidae
Exons: 1
Coding region: 1-414 (137 amino acids)
Source: RefSeq, a predicted model, not a curated record